UGCUCUUUGCAUUCAACUAAAAAUUCAGUAAACAAUCGAAGUGUUUUCCGAGAUGAAGGACGACGCUGAGCUGCAGAAAUUGAGAGAGAAAAAGGACGAAUUGAUAAAACGAGUUCUGGAAUUGAGGGAUACAUUUCAGCAGAACAGCUCACUUAAUAGACAUAAGAAAUUAAAUUUAGAUGAUGAUAUUCGAGAGAGAUUAUCGAAUGAGUCCCCUCAGAAAGACCUGCCAAAAAAAUCCAGCGAUGAGGACCGAUUUAUAGUCAGAUUGGUGGAUGCCACUCAACAAGCCACUGGAAUAACUUUUCAGGAUGUCGACAAAAAGUGGCUGAGAGACAACGUAUGGCACUACACCUCCAAAGUCAUUAUGAAAGUUCUGAAAUUUAAUUUAGAUUUGACUGUGGAUUUGAAGGACGGAGUGGACAAUGAGAUCCUCGAUAUCACGUGUCGUUUCGUGAAGGUCGUCGACUGUCAUCUGCAGGAAAUUACUCCCUGGGUUACGGAGUUCACGAAAGUUAAGAAAAUGACCUAUUUGAUGUCAGCUUUUAGCGAAUACAACGAUCAAUGCAUCGUCCGCCAGAAAAUUCUGGACAAAUUGAAUCAGCAAGAAUUCAUAACGAUUGAGAAGUGUGGAACCGGUGGCUACACCAUUUAUAUUCACUCUCCAUCAUCGGCAACGAGACAAUAUGUCAAUUUUUUAUGGACAACGGUCUUGAACCAGAAGACAAGAACGAUUGAUCACAGUUUCGUUAUCGAUGCAAUUGACGAUGAGUUUAUAAAAGGAAACCAAGAUCUUCUCGAGGAUUUCUGCAAGAAAGGACUGAAGAAAGACGAGCUGGAGAGCCUCUGGGGUGAUCUCUGCACCGCUGUCAACACCUACAAACCCUAGACUGAUGUACCUACUCCAGAUACCAAUUAAAUCUAUUUUUCUAGUUGCAAAUAGAACGAGUGAAGAAGUUUGUGAUAAAAAGAGUGGGGGUAGACAUCAAGUGAGAAAUAAUGGAUAUUCUCCAGGCUACUUCUCCCCAGUGGCGCAAUUGGUUAGCGCACGGUACUUAUAAGACAGUAAUUACGUGAGCAAUGCCGGGGUUGUGAGUUCGAGCCUCACCUGGGGAAUAUUUUUUAAAUUUAAUAUAAUUGCGGUCGUCAAUUUGAAAUUCCUAUCAUUAAUUUAACUUGUAACGAUGUCUCUAGCCCCCACAUUUAAGUAAAUCUUGAAGAAUUA
Fopius arisanus is the source of this 1225-nucleotide messenger RNA. RefSeq lists its product as uncharacterized. Lineage: Eukaryota; Metazoa; Arthropoda; Insecta; Hymenoptera; Braconidae. The record is from RefSeq and is a predicted model, not a curated record. Bases 53 to 889 code for a protein of 278 amino acids. The transcript has 5 exons.